AUGGCCGACCGUACACCAGAGUCUCCGACCCAUAAUGGAAACGAGGUCGCUGAGGCACCCGCCGUGAUCAAGAGUGUUGACAUGUCCGAGGACAUGCAAAAGGUCGCGGUCAAGGUCGCCGCCGAAGCACUCGCGAAAUACACUGUCGAGAAGGACGCCGCCAUGAUCAUCAAGAAGGAGUUUGACCGGCUGUACAGCACCACCUGGCACUGUGUUGUUGGCAAGCACUUCGGCAGCUUCGUCACUCACGAAACCAAGAACUUCAUCUACUUCUACCUCGGCCCCAUCGCCAUCCUGCUCUGGAAGACGUCUUAG
This is a messenger RNA of Cutaneotrichosporon cavernicola, 315 nucleotides long. RefSeq lists its product as uncharacterized. NCBI's taxonomy places the organism in Eukaryota, Fungi, Basidiomycota, Tremellomycetes, Trichosporonales, Trichosporonaceae. The record is from RefSeq and is a predicted model, not a curated record. Gene Ontology annotation, cellular component: cytoplasmic dynein complex. Gene Ontology annotation, biological process: microtubule-based process. Gene Ontology annotation, molecular function: dynein intermediate chain binding. The transcript has 4 exons. Bases 1 to 315 code for a protein of 104 amino acids.